Physella acuta is the source of this 911-nucleotide messenger RNA. RefSeq lists its product as uncharacterized. The record is from RefSeq and is a predicted model, not a curated record. NCBI's taxonomy places the organism in Eukaryota, Metazoa, Mollusca, Gastropoda, Physidae.
CACUUUAGCACAAACGCAACUUAAAAUAAUAGAGUUGAUUCUAGAUCUAUGUAAAUAUUUCAAGCGCGACCAACACGGAUCAAGAUUCUAGAUCUAAUAAGGAAAAACGGUUCAGGUUAGAGACCGAGAGAUUUGUCGUUUUGUCUGCUUACCUUUCCUAAGAGCUCUCCGCUAGAUUACUGGAGGAGCUGGCCCUAAACCACAAGAAGCCCUCACCCCGUGGACAGAUGGAGUUCUGGCACCGGCCGCGGUGUGCGGAGGUCAAGGCCGUGACAUUGAGCCCUCAGGACGAUGCCGAGCUGGUCAUCGACGAGGUGCAGCUGUGGACAGAAGACGCGGCGGAGGAGUUGUCAGAAGUAGAUGUCGAUGAUGUACCUGAUCACGUGACUAUGACGAAAAUAGCUUCCAAUCGCAAUGAGUGUCUGAACGGGUGCAGGAAAGGAAAAAGUGACAAGAGGAAAAGCCAAUUAGGCAAAUUGCUUCUUCUUCUAAUUUUGUAUUUCAAUGUCAAAAGCGCCACGGGUGAGCGCUGUGUGAACUGGACCAAGUAUUUAUCCAAGCAUCCGUCCCACAAAAAUUACAUUAAGCCUCUGCAUCUCUCCAGCUUAGAUUAUAUUGAGUGCCCCAAAGGUUGCUGUGGAAAAUGGAAGGACGUAUGCUGCACAGAGAGCUAUGCUUUGACCAUGGGUGUGUCCAUUCUCACAGCUAUUGUCGUUAUUCUUGUUGCAGCGUAUUGGUGGAGAAAGCGUAAGGCUGGCCAAAGUCAAACCGUGCGAGGGAAUGUGGUCGUGUUGGUGCCAGCGUUGUUGCCUCUAGUGCCUCAUAAGGCGCCUAGGAAAAUACGGCCUUAAGUGCUGGUCCAGAGAUUUCUUGCUUUACCCCAGACUUUUGUCUGUCACGUUUGUUCUCUG